This is a messenger RNA of Strongylus vulgaris, 953 nucleotides long. Lineage: Eukaryota; Metazoa; Nematoda; Chromadorea; Rhabditida; Strongylidae. The record is from the annotation of a GenBank genome assembly.
AUGAACAGCUGGUAUCCAUCCGGCCCACAACGGGCUGCCGCGCGCGAUGACCUGAAACUGGACGAGAACUCGUCCGUCCAGUUGAGCCUUUCGAUCAAUUCAUUGGUCAGCUUGAUUCUGAGUUGCUUCCCGAAAGUUCACUGGCCGUAUUCAAUAAUGGACUUCAUGUCGUUGUUGGAUACGGCGAAUAAGAACAUUAAAAAUGACUCGAAAAAGUUGGAUGAGGUGAAAACUGACUUGGACCAUGAGCGGCGUGCUGAACUGAAACGAAUAGAAGCUGAAAAGCGGGAGAAGAUGGAAAUGCUUAAACGAAAGAAAGCAACUUUACCGCCGAAACCCGUCCAGGAGGAGAAGAAGUUCACUAUCCCUAAGAAAAGUAAGGAGAAAUCUGAAGAGGAUAAAGCGAAAAUUCUUGCAUACAUGGAAAAGAAAGCUGAAGAAGAACGUCAGCUUCUGAAGAAAAAACAAGCCGAGAAGGAAAAACUUAUCCAGCUACGCUUGCAAGCGCAUGGUGGAAAGGAAGAAUGUGAACAACUUGCGGACAAGUACAGGAAUGGAGUGUACAAGGCUCUUGCACAGAAGAGGAAAAUCGAUGAAAAAGUCGGUUUUUCUAAUGUGAUGAGAGCUUCUGGUGCCCUAAGUAACAGAGAACCACAUCGAAUUGCCACGAGUAAAUCUAAUAGUCUUAUGGGACUGUCGAGCCGUCAUCAGGCUAGUCGCGAUAGCUUUUCACCUCCUCGCGAAAAUACAAAGCAAAAACCACCACCAGUACCAGAAGUGAAGAAACCAAAACUUGCGCCAGCGGUGGAUUUCAGCACGCUAAUGAAAGCAGCGCAAGACAUUGCAGAAGGAAAGAAAACCAAUAUUGAUCUUGAUCGAACUCAACCCAAAAAGCCCUCAGUUGAUCAAAGGUUGGUAAAGGGCCAUGACAUUUUUUGGAGUUCUGUGUAACG